AUGUCCUUCGAUACUUUGCAAAAUUCGCGCUCUAUCCACAGGAUCCUAACAUUCGUUGGCCUUUGGUUUGAUGACGAGAUAAAGCAUGUGCCAGCGCUUGUGAUUAGUCUGCUCAUACAUGUGCCUCUGACAUUUACCUACACGCUGCUUAUGUGGAUGGAGGUUAUUGUGAGCACCGACCUUUACCAAGCCACAGAUGUCCUCUAUAUUGCCCUGACUGAGACCGCACUGAUUAUGAAAAUUCUCAGUAUACUGCGCCACAGGCAUCUGGCCAAAUCCAUGUUCAGGCAAUUACGAUAUGAUGACAAAUUUCAACUGAAAAAUGUCCAAGAACACAUGAUGUGGAGGAGAUCCUUCAAAAAGUUUAACCUUGUUUCCCGUCUCUACAUAGGAUGUUGCCUUUUUGUGCUGUGUGCAAGUUUAGCCGUUCCUCUGUUUGUCGAGGAGUAUACGCUGCCGUUUCCAUUCUGGACACCAUUCGACUGGCGCCAACCGAUCUACUACUGGUAUGCCUAUAUCUACGGAGCACUGGCCAUGCCUCUGACCUGCUUGUCAAACUGCACCCUAGAUAUGUGGCAGUGCUACAUAAUGCAACAUUUGGCUGCAUGUUUCCGGCUGAAUGCCAUGCGCCUGCAAAAGGUAGGCAACGCUAAUGAGACCGAUGUGCAAGUUACUGAGGCGGUGAUAUACAUCAUACGACUAGAGCAGGAAGUAAAGAGAAUGGCUUUGAUAUGCGAACGCAUUGUGUCGGGUCCAAUUUUCGUUCAGAUUUUUAUUAGCGCCCUCGUUUUAUGUUUUACGCUGUAUCGGCUACAAAAUUUUAACCUCCUAGCGGAUUGGGGUUACUGUCUAUGUUUGAUUAUGUACGCCAACUGUAUGACAUUGCAGAUAUUUAUGCCCUGCUAUUACGCCCACCAAUUAACCGUCGAAUCGUCGCUGUUGCUGGAGAGUGCCUAUAGAUCCAAUUGGAUAAACAUGUCACCAUAUAACCGUCGUCUUAUACUCUUGUAUAUGAAUUAUUUGAAAAGACCAAUCGUCCUUGGGGCUGGCAAAGUGUUCAGAAUUGGUUUGCCGACUUUUUCCAAGACAAUUAACAACGCCUAUAGUUUCUUCGCUUUGCUACUCAAUAUGGAUGUGAAGUGA
Molecule: messenger RNA, 1143 nt
Organism: Stomoxys calcitrans (stable fly)
Lineage: Eukaryota; Metazoa; Arthropoda; Insecta; Diptera; Muscidae
Product: odorant receptor 94a-like
Exons: 3
Coding region: 1-1143 (380 amino acids)
Biological process (GO): detection of chemical stimulus involved in sensory perception of smell; sensory perception of smell
Cellular component (GO): plasma membrane
Molecular function (GO): olfactory receptor activity; odorant binding
Source: RefSeq, a predicted model, not a curated record